Spirodela intermedia is the source of this 669-nucleotide messenger RNA. The record is from the annotation of a GenBank genome assembly. Lineage: Eukaryota; Viridiplantae; Streptophyta; Magnoliopsida; Alismatales; Araceae.
AUGGCCGGCAGCAUCGCCCUCAGGCGGCGCACGCCGUCGCAGCAGCCCACCGCCGGUGUCCCCACCUGCCCCCGCAGGAACGGUAAGCACUGGCCCAGGCUCGAUGUCACAUCCCCACAGGUCACGGCGGCGGCUGGCCCCGCGGCCAUGAAGCCCGCAGCAGCCACCAGCACGCAGCAGACCACUGUGAAACCCUUCAUGCUAGCUCUCUCUCUCUCUCUCUCUCUCUACACAACUCUAUAUGUCUCUCUCUGACGCUCUCUCUCCCUCCCCCUCUUCCCUUCUCUUUGGCCGUCGAGACUUCCGAUGGUGUUGUGCUUGGGGGGUUUGUGGGUUCUCGGGGGUGCAAUUUAUAUUGGUCGAGCCGUCAUUAAUGGCAGCUUUAAGAUGCUUGGCAGCUUUCAGGAAUGCAACAAAUAAGCCGUUCCUCUAGCGUUUGGUGGGGAGGCGAGCUUUGAUGGGGGUUUGGGGAAGGCUCUCUUGCUUCUCGUCGUCUCCAUCUCUCUCUCUCUCAUGCUCGUCGUAUAUCACCUGCACGGUCCGUCUUGAGAAGGCAGUUGAGCUGCCAGCAGCGGUAUUCCUCUUCCUCAUUAACUGACACGAGAUCGAGAACCCUACGUCCCUUCCCCUCCGACCCGACUGUCCCACUGGCCCGUUUUACCGUUUUGA